CACCUGCCGUCCACUCAACCUCUCUUUCUCUGUCCGUCAUUAACUCGGAACUUCCAACCUGUGCCACGAAGCAACAUUCAUCCUCAUUGUCAUCCUAUUUUGGCUCUGCCACCGCAAGAUCUACCCUUAUUGCAAUCAAGUAAACAACAGCGUCAUAAUUAGGUUGCAAACUUCCGUCGACUGUCGUCACGAAUAAAAAUUUGUCGUCGCCUUCAGAUCAAAUGAUCGCGUCUCCUAGAUGACCUUCCCUCCCCCUCCUCCUUCCUCCCAAUCGUCGAUUGCUUCUGGCACCGAUAAGUCUUCCACGAUCAGACCUGGAAGGUCACAGCAAUCUGCCUGGGGUCCAUCCGUGUCCCAGUCCAGCGUUCGCCGUGGACUGACUCCGCUUGCGACCAACAAUCUCGCAUCGUCAUCUUUCCCCUCUGCCUCUUCCCGAGGGCCACCUCAGUCCAGUAGUCCUGGUCCGGGCGGUUCAACUUCAUCUCCUUUGACCUCCUCCUUCUCUGCGGUUCUGAGUUCCGCACGAGGCUUUCCAGGCGGCCGGAACGCGCCCUCACCUGCCUCCACACCGUCACCAUUCACCUCCUUCCAAUCUGGCUCGCAACAACAUCAGCAGCCCGGACAAUCUCUCUCGUCUCCUAAAUUCAGAGCCCAUACCCCGUCGUCUGGGUCACAUCUGGCUUCCACAGCGGGUUCUAUCGCGGGUGGUGGAGGCUCCGGGGGAGGCGGAGGUGGGACGGGAUCUUCCAGAGGCGCCACCUUCUCUCCGUUGUCAUCUGGGACAACGGUAAACUCACCUACAGGGUUUCCUUCUGACAAAUCGGGCUCGGCAGCUGCAGCUCACGCAAGCCAGUCUUCGUUAACAAAAAUAUCUAUCGCUCAAGUAUUUCUUCUCCUAGAUUCAAUUACGGAGAAAGAAGGUCGAGAGAAGUGGGACACGAAAGCUGGUCAGAUUCAUAAAGUAAGCCAAUUUAUCUUUGUUCGGAAUCCUUGCAACGCGAACUAUCGCUAAUGUAUUGUUGCUUCUAGCUUGUUGAGUCCAACGGCAUGGAGGUCUUUUCCAAAUAUUUCAGGCGCCUUCUCACAGGUAACGCCCCUCAGAUCUUUCCCGGUGUGAAUAAGUCUGUGGAAAAUGCCGGGAACUAUCCUCUCCUGGUGCAAGAGAUGCAAAAGGUAUCUCAAGACAUCGAAC
Messenger RNA from Aspergillus pseudotamarii, 1192 nucleotides. RefSeq lists its product as uncharacterized. Bases 239 to 1012 code for a protein of 257 amino acids. NCBI's taxonomy places the organism in Eukaryota, Fungi, Ascomycota, Eurotiomycetes, Eurotiales, Aspergillaceae. The record is from RefSeq and is a predicted model, not a curated record. The transcript has a single exon.